AUCGAAUCACUUUCUUUCCCUCCUCCCUCAGCCUGAGCGCACCACUAAUUAACAGAUUCUGGGGGGACCAAUCAAUACACUAAUACCCCAAGAUGAAGCAAAGAUUCUCUUCGUUGGAUGUCAAGGUCAUCACCCAGGAACUCGCCUCGGAACUCGUCAACCUACGAGUGUCGAACAUCUACGAUCUUUCCUCGAGAAUCUUCCUCUUCAAACUCGCCAAACCCGACCACCGCAAACAGCUCGUCGUCGACUCGGGCUUCCGCUGCCAUGUGACGCAGUACUCGCGCGCGACGGCCUCGGCGCCGUCGCCGUUCGUCACGCGCCUGCGCAAGUUCCUGAAGUCGCGGCGCGUGACGGCCGUCCAGCAGCUCGGCACGGACCGCGUCAUCGACUUUGCCUUCAGCGACGGCCAGUACCACCUGUUCCUCGAGUUCUUUGCGGGCGGCAACAUCAUCCUCACCGACCGGGAGUACACCAUCCUCGCGCUGUUCCGGCAGGUCGCGGCGGGCGACGGGCAGGAGGAGGAGACGCGCGUCGGGAUGCGGUACGCGGUCGACAACAAGCAGAAUUACCACGGGGUGCCGGCCAUCACGCCGCAGCGGGUGCGGGAGACGGUGGAGAAGGCGAGGGAGCUGUUUGCGGCGGAAGGGGGCAGUAAUGCCGCGCCGAAGAAGUCCCGCAAGAAGAAUACGGAUGUGCUGCGCAAGGCGCUGUCGCAGGGGUUCCCCGAGUAUCCGCCGCUGUUGCUGGAUCAUGCUUUUGCGGUGAGGGGGUUGGAUCCGGCGACGCCGUUGGAGGAGGUUUUGAGCGACGGUGGGGAUGGGGAUUUGUUGGGACGGGUGGUCGAGGUGUUGGAGGUGGCGAAGGGGGAGACGGAUAGGUUGUCGGUUGGGCAGGGGCAUCCUGGGUAUAUUGUUGCGAAGGAGGAUACGAGGCCCAAGGCGAAGGGGGCUGCGGAUGAGAAGGAGGGGGAGGAUGGCGGGGACGCCUCGAGCAAGAAGCCGCCGGCGCUCCUGUAUGAGGAUUUUCAUCCGUUCAAGCCGCGCCAGUUUGAGGGCAAGCCCGGCGUCACGAUCUUGGAGUUUGAGAACUUCAACAAGACCGUCGAUGAGUAUUUCUCUUCCAUCGAGUCGCAGAAGCUGGAGUCGCGGCUCACGGAGCGCGAGGAGGCCGCGAAGAGGAAGUUGGAUGCUGUGCGGCAGGAGCAUGCGAAGAGGAUCGGUGCCCUGCAGGAGGUCCAGGGGUUGCAUAUCCGGAAGGCGGCCGCUAUCGAGGACAAUGUCUACCGGGUGCAGGAGGCCAUGGAUGCGGUCAAUGGUCUGAUUGCGCAAGGAAUGGACUGGGUGGAGAUCGCGCGCCUGAUCGAGAUGGAACAGAGCCGAGGUAAUCCCGUCGCGAGGAUUAUCAAGUUGCCUCUCAAGCUUCAUGAGAACACAAUCACGUUGGUUCUGGGAGAGGCUGGCGAUGAGGAGCAAGGUGACGGCGAGGAGCUCUUCUCGGAUGACGAAGACGAGUCCGAGUCGGAGGAUGAGAAGGAGGAAGAUGAGAAUUUUGAGAAGAGGGCCGAUGUGUUGGUGGUUGACAUCGAUCUUGGGCUCUCCCCAUGGGCGAAUGCGACCCAGUACUACGAGCAGAAGAAACAGGCCGCUGUGAAGGAACAGCGGACGACGCAGUCCUCUGCCAAGGCGCUCAAGAGCCACGAGAAGAAAGUCACGCAGGAUCUCAAACGGAACCUGAAGCAAGAGAAGCAGGUUCUUCGCCCGGCUAGAAAGCUUUUCUGGUUCGAGAAGUUCCUCUUCUUCGUCUCUUCCGAGGGAUACCUGGUUCUCGGUGGCCGUGAUGCUAUGCAGAGCGAGAUGCUAUACCGGCGGUACCUCAAGAAAGGCGAUGUCUUCGUGCAUGCAGAUCUUCAAGGUGCUACGCCGAUGAUCGUCAAGAACAGAGCGGGCACGCCCAACGCGCCCAUCCCCCCGAGCACACUCUCUCAAGCUGGAAAUUUAUGUGUUGCUACAUCGAGUGCUUGGGAUUCCAAGGCAAUCAUGUCCGCUUACUGGGUCAAUGCCAGCCAAGUCUCCAAAACCGCUGAGGUGGGUGGUCUGGUCCCUACUGGCGAGUUCGUCAUCAAGGGCGAGAAGAAUUUCCUGGCCCCCUCCCAGCUUGUCCUAGGAUUCGCGGUCAUGUUCCAGGUUAGCAAAGAGAGUCUACGGAACCACAAGCUACGCCAGUUCGACGAGCCUGCGGCUGCGGAGCCGAUCGCUGAGGAAGGCGGUGCUCCCGCCGCAGCAGCGGAAGGCAAAGAGCCCGUUGAAGAGAAAUCCGAGACGGCGGAAGCUGAUCAACCUGAGGGCCCCGAUGAACCAGAGGAGCAGGAGCAGGAGCAGGAGCAGGUCUCAGAGUCGGAUGAAGAAGCCGAGGAAGAUAAGGCUAUUACGGAGAGAAACCCGCUCCAACGGGGACUGUCUGAGCCAGCUCAAGCGGAAGCCGGCAACUCUAACGAUGCUCAUGACAGUCCGUCGGAUGACGAAAAUGCCGAGGAGGGAGAGCGGGAGGAGCAGUCCUUUCAAAAGGAGACGACAGCUGCGGAUGAGACUCUGCCGGAAGAAAGCCUAUCAUCCACUCAAGAUCAGGACAAGCGACAGCUUUCCGCUCGAGAGCGUCGUCUUCUCAGAAAAGGACAGCCACUCGACUCCCAGGAAACCACGCCCAAGGAAGCCGCAGAGGGCGCAAAGAAGCCGGGGUCGAACGGCGCACCGGCCAAACCUACAAACACCAAGCAAGCGGGCUCUACACGGGGCAAGAAGGGCAAGGCAAAGAAGGCUGCGGCUAAGUAUGCAGACCAGGACGAAGACGAGCGGGAGCUGGCACUCCGCUUGCUGGGCGUGAAUAGCGAGAAGGCCGCCAAGGCCGCCGCAGAGGCGGAAGCCAAAGCCAAGCGUGAGCAGGAAGCUGAGGCUCAGAAGAAGCGUCGCAGAGCCCAGCAUGAGCGAGCAGCGGAGGCCGAGCGCAAACGACAGGCUCUCUUCGAAGGGGGUGCUGAUGACUACGACGAGGAGACGGCCGCCGCGGAAGCUGCGGAUCUCGAAUGGAUUCCUGCCAUGAUCGGAACGCCUCAUCCUGACGAUGACAUCCUCGCGGCCAUCCCGGUGUGCGCUCCCUGGGCUGCCCUGAGUCGGUACAAAUACAAGAUCAAGUUGCAGCCCGGUACCGUGAAGAAGGGAAAGGCUGUCAAGGAGAUCAUUGGACGAUGGGUCGCCGAAACGACGACUGGCAAGGUCAAGAAGGAGCAUGCCGAGGACGCUGGCAUUAAUCGGGCAGCAGCCGAGAAGCUCCGCGAGCGUGAAGGCGAGUUGAUCAAGGGGUGGAAGGAUACUGAGAUCAUUAACUCAGUCCCUGUGGGCAAGGUACGCAUCAUGACUGGUGCAGGGGCCAGCGGAGGUGAUAAGGGCAAAGGGAAAGGUGGUGGUGGUGGCGGCGGCGGCGGAAACAAAGGAGGUAAAGGAGGAAAGAAGAAAUAGGUUUUGAGCGAUUAAUCCUCACCAUUCGAUUCCCUUCAGAGAUGAACAAAUGCUCGGAUGACAUGAUCUCCAUGCGCACAGAUACGGAACUAGG
This is a messenger RNA of Aspergillus aculeatinus CBS 121060, 3609 nucleotides long. Its product is annotated as putative DUF814 domain protein. The transcript is spliced from 4 exons. Gene Ontology annotation, cellular component: RQC complex. Gene Ontology annotation, molecular function: ribosomal large subunit binding; tRNA binding. Gene Ontology annotation, biological process: rescue of stalled cytosolic ribosome; ribosome-associated ubiquitin-dependent protein catabolic process. Lineage: Eukaryota; Fungi; Ascomycota; Eurotiomycetes; Eurotiales; Aspergillaceae. The coding region runs from base 93 to 3515 and encodes 1140 amino acids. The record is from RefSeq and is a predicted model, not a curated record.